Molecule: messenger RNA, 4658 nt
Organism: Drosophila eugracilis
Lineage: Eukaryota; Metazoa; Arthropoda; Insecta; Diptera; Drosophilidae
Molecular function (GO): protein binding
Source: RefSeq, a predicted model, not a curated record
CCGAGCACUACGUCGACGCACAGCGGCGGGACAAGGAAAAACUAGCCGAGGCGCGCACUGCCAUCCAAAAAAAAGGAAAUAUAAAAGGAAAAAAACGAUAAAGAAUCGAGCGGAAAAAACGAAAAACGCACUCGAAAGAUACACUUUUCGGACGAAAUGUCUUCGCGGCGUGUGUGUAACAAACAUUUUGAUUAGGCAAUUAAUUGAGCAAAGUGCAAGUGCAGUGGGUGGAAAAUGUUUUAGACUCGGUUCGUUUCGCCAGAUUACGACGGGGUCGGGUGCGGCGGGUGUUCCGGGGGCGCAUGUGAAAAGCGCGUAAAGAAAAGUCAUCAAUAGUCAAUUGUAAUUUAAAGAGUAGGGAAUCAAAGGACCGCAAUGGGCAACGUGUGCAGUUCCGGCCAGAAGAAGAAGAAGGACAAGGACAGUGCCUCCGAGAAGUCAGAUGACUCGCCUCCAUACCAGGAGGCGGAGCAGAAGGACAACCUAAUAUCCACCGACUCAAGUGCUGGCGACGAGAAGCGGGCUCCCUUGGCGGCUGUGGAGGCACUGCCAGAGGUGACUCCACUGCCGGAGGCCAAUGGCAACCAGCCGCAGAAGCAGCAGCAACCCUCGGCCUCGGGCAAGACGGGCGGAGCUGACAAGGAUUCAAAUAGCACAACACCGCAGGGGGCGCAGGCGCCCAGUGACGUGGCCAAUGCCAAUCCCGGAGCCGGAAACCUGAGCGUGCUGCAGGGUAAGCCGCCACCCGGCCGCAAGAUUGAGCGGGACAAAAAGAUCGUGGUCUAUAUAUUGGCCGACAACAGCACCGAGUACAAGAAGCACAAGCGAGUCGUCCACAGCCUUUACAAACACUUCAAAAGCAAGUGCCAAAGUCGUGGCUUCGACUUCAUUAUCGCCGAUGUCCACGACAGCGAGCCGGAAACUGAGCCAGGCAAUGGCAAUGCCCGAAAGGAUUUCUCGCGCCUGCAGGAGGUUAAACGCUGGACCCAAACACCUCUGGAGGCGCAGGGUGGUCACGAGGAGGCGGCCAACUGUCUGUGCGAGAUCACGCGUCAUUCGGCUGGAGCGUAUGUUGUGCCGGUUCUAUUCCUGGGUGCCACCCUAGGAACUCCGAUGCUGCCGCUGACCAUAGAGAGCCAGGAUUUCACCUCAGUGCUGGGCACCGCCAGUGAGGCAGAGCGACUGCUUCUUGAGAAAUGGUACACCAUUGACAACUCAUACCAGCCAAUGUGCCAUCGUCUUCAUGCCCAGCAGGUGGAUCCGUACUCCGGCCAGGCGAACGGUGAACUAAAUGAACUGUUGGCCGUCCUGUUGCGUCUAUUCUCCGAUGACGUUAAGGACUCUUAUCUGACCACCGUGGUGGAGCAGGAGAUCAACAAUACGGUGCUGAUGAGCCAGGAGCUCGCGAAGCGCUGCAUCUGGAUUCAGACGGGCAGUCAGAUGGCUCGGCCGGCAGAGAAUGCUAGCCAAUUAGAACUUGAGGUGCAGAGGAGGAUCAGCCAUGUUUACUCCGGUCUCAAGAGCCAGUUGAGCGAGAAGAACCUAAUCCGGCUGCUGCCCACGAUGAGCAUUUUGGAUGAGGAGUUGUCGGCGGUAAUUGAGAGCCUACUGGACAAGGCGCUAGCUGGAAUCUUCGAGGAGCACCAGCAGAAGAGCAGCAUCCCUUACAACACGCUGGGCGUGGAUCGUGUGCUGCUCGAGGAGCUCCGCCUAGUGGGCCACUACUCGAAGUUGCUUGCCCAGAACUCUGCUAACUUCGACAUUAUGAACGACGUGAAACGCUAUAUUCGGGACAACACCGCCCAACCUCUGGUCGUAUCCGGCGCCCGGGGUAGUGGCAAAAGCGUCCUGGUCUCCAAAAUUAUGGAGAACGUGCACCGCUGGAAGCCGGAGGCCCAGCUCAUACUAAGAUAUGCCAAUCUCAGUGCCCGCUCCUCGGAUCUCACUUCACUGUUAGGUUCAAUGGCAAAUCAGAUGUCGGUCCUGGAGACAGGUCAUCAAUGCCAAGUACCACACAAACUAGAGGCCUAUUCUCGAGUGAUUCGAGAGAUUCUGGACCGACAGCAGCGCUUCUUUGUAUUGAUCAUCGACGGAGUGGAUGAAUUGCAACGGGAUGAACUUCUCGACUGGAUUCCGCAGCAGCUGGGCAGUGCCAAACUGAUUCUCACCAUCAGCGAGGAUGAGUGCGAGGAUGGGGAAGGAACGGAAUCUGAGGAUUCCUUUGAUAUGCUCGCUGCGCUGGCGCAGUUGGGCAUACCACAGAGGUGCUUCCUACGACUGCGACAAUUCACGGAACGCCAAUGGCACGACAUCCUUAGCUCUGGUGGCGGUGAUUUCUAUGCGGCCAAUGGGGCUCUCAAACUACCAGACGAAUGGAAAACGCUGCACGGAAAGACUCCCUACCACGCCAAGUCCUUGUGGUGGCUCGCCUGGCUUGGUCAUGUAGCCCAGCCCAUAAGCGAAAUCGGAGACAUCUCCGGACGGAUACUACAGGUCCUGGAGUCUAAGUUCGCCGCUGAUCAGGUGGAACUCCUGCUGCUUAUCGUCCGACUGUCACCUUGGGGAAUCCGUGAGAGCGACUGCCUGGGCGUGUUCCAGAAAAUGACCCAGUUGGAGGCGCAGGUCGCCUUCAAGGUAUGGUCCAAGUUUUGCUGGCUGAUGGGACCAAUGUUGUUAGGUCUUAAGAAUAUUAGGAUAGCGGACAGGAGCUUUGGACGAGCGGUCCUGGCGAGGUACGCGCAGAAGCAGUGGCUGGUACAUGAAGCGCUGCGGGACUACUUCGACCGGCAGGACAGCGAGUUCAAGGGUAGCCAGGGUGCCAACACCUACAAUUACCAAAAGUACUUAAAACUGCCUUAUCAUCACUUCUGUGCCGUGAUCGAAGAUAAUCCGGCACCGCACAAGAUCGACAUACUCUUCAACUGCUUUUACUUUACGGACCUGCAGUGGAUCGCCAACAAGGUACAUGCUACAGGACCAGAGCACCUGCUUCACGACAUUCUGCAGGCAGAGUGGCUAGCCAAGUCCGGCGGCGACAAUUGCCCCACCGGCUACGUUCACAUCCACUUCCUGAAGCAAUUCCUCGAGCAGUAUCUUCAUGAGCUGAGCUACGAUGGCCAGCAGUUCUACACAUUGAUGAAGUACUAUCUAAAGACACGCUUCAGGGAGGCACCAGAGCUCAAGGAUGACGAGAAGAUACGUUCCUGGUGGGAGUAUACCAACGAGCUGGAGUUUGCAUUUUUGGAGAUUCUGAACGCCGAUCUGGAUGCAGAGAAUGGCAAUCAGGGGCAGGAGAAGCCGUCAGAGGACGAUGCUCCGUCCUCGACACCGGUAAAGGGUUAUGAUGUCCUAAUGAAUUUACCCCAGCCAGGAUGCUAUGUAGCUUCCAUGUGCACAGAGCGCGCUGAGAUCUGCAUCUGGGAUGUUAAGAACUGCUGCCGUAUUCGGGAACUUCAGGGUAUUCAACAGCCAACGGCGAUGUGUCCUGUGGGCAACUACGAGGCUGCAGUUCUUUGCCGUCGCGAGAUCCGUGUCAUCAAUUUGGACGAAGGAAAGUUUAAGGUAACUCUCAAAGGCGUAAUGAACCAAAAGAUGCCAUAUUUCGGUUUGCACGAUCAGAACCACUUGGUUUGCUUGUCUCGGAACCGGAUGUAUGUUAAUCUCAUGAAUCUGGAAUCGGGAGACUGUGUGACAACUUUCAAGGCGGGCGAAGACCGCUUCCUCAAUUCCCUUUUGGUCUCUGGAGACGGACGGAUAUUGGUUUGCGGUGAUGAGACCCAAAAACCCUUCCCGCUGCUCGUCUGGCAUCUUUCGCAGCGCAAGUUGCUCUAUGACCUCCGAAUCCCCCAUCAUGACUUUAUCACCUCUCUGUCGGCGAUUACCCACGAGGGCUCCUACGUUUGCGUUGUGGCCAAGGAGCUAAAUGAGCCAACAACGCCCAACUUUAUUGUGGUAUACGAUUUGCAAAGCGGCACUCUGUUCAAGAAGUGGAAGCCGGCCUGCAAUACCGUCUCCCUGGCCAUCUCCCAGGUUAACGCCUGUGUAAUUGCCGGCUUAGAAGAUGCCAAGAUCCUGAUCUGGGAUCUCGUAACGGGCAACUGCAAGAGCACAUUGAUCGGCCACAACGCUCCCGUGACAUUCUUGAAGCUGGAUCCACUGGGCAAGGUGCUGCUGUCCUAUGACAAAGAGGGCCGAGACUCUGCCGUUCGCAUGUGGGAGUUGAACUCGGCCAAAUCCCUAGCCGUGUUCAAGCCGCCGGCACAGGUCAGCACCUGUGAGAUCCUUCCAAACGGUGCCUACGUGGUUCUGGCACUCAAGGAUCGCAACUCCUUGUUGACCUUAGCUUUGAAGAAUUAUGGCGGGGGAUCAGUUGACGCCCUAGACGAUGACUGCGGCACUCUUUACGGCAAUCCGGACAACCAGCACAAAGUUUUCGACUUGAGUAAUUAAAUCAAUUAACGCUAGUUAUCAUUAUUCAAAUUAUAAAUGAAACCUAUCAGGGGGAGAGCCCAAGAAAAGUCGAACUCUGAAUUAUUAUAAAUAUGGCAAACAAAUUUCUCAUGCAUAAUUCAUUAGAUGUAUGUAAAAUUCUUUGAGCAAAUCUUACCAAAUGUACAAAGCAAAGGAAAUCCAAAGAAAAUUAAAAAUUUAAAAAUCUA